AUCUCCUGCAGAGAUCAUCCUACAAGCCCCUGACAUGCAGGGCUUAUUGGCUCAGACAGGCAGCAUAUAUGUCAACCAUCCGAAGACCGGGCUGUAGGCCCCAGGCAGAGGGUGCAAAACCAGAUUCUUAAGCAACAUUCAUGACAGAAGUGUUCCAUGAGCAGGGCAUCCUCUUCGGCUACCGACAUCCACAGAGUUCCGCCACUGCCUGCCUCCUCAGCCUUUUUCAAAUGACCAAUGAGACCCUCAACAUCUGGACGCACUUGCUGCCCUUCUGGUUCUUCUCGUGGAGGUUUGUGAGCACCCUGCAAGCGACGGACAUCCUGAACGACAGCUACUCCUGGCCUCUGCUAGUGUACAUGGGCGCCAGCUGCUUGUUCCCCCUGGCGUCCAGCUGUGCACACACCUUCAGCUCCAUGUCCAGAAACGCCCGCCACAUAUGCUACUUCCUGGACUAUGGCGCCGUCAACCUCUUCAGCCUGGGCUGUGCCAUCGCCUACUCAGCCUAUGUUUUCCCGGACACGCUGGUGAGCACCACCUUCCAUGACUACUACCUGACCCUGGCCGUGCUGAACACCAUCGUUAGCAUCUGGCUCUCCUGCUAUUCCAGGUUUUUUGAGAUACAGAAGCCUGGGCUCUGCAAGAUGCUUCGUGUCCUGGCCUUUGCUUUCCCCUACACCUGGGACUCCCUUCCCAUCUUAUUCAGGGUAUUCUUGUUCCCCGGGGAAAGUGCGGAGAACGAAGCCACCUUGUACCACCAGAAGCACAUGGCCAUGACCCUCCUGGCCUCUUUCUUCUACUCUGCGAAUCUGCCAGAGCGCCUGGCCCCUGGACGCUUCGACUACAUCGGUCACAGUCACCAGCUGUUUCAUGUGUGUGUGAUCCUGGCCACGCACAUGCAGAUGGAAGCCAUCCUUCUGGACAAGACUCUGAGGAAGGAGUGGCUCCUGGCCCACUGCAGGCCCCUGUUGUUCGCCCAGAUAGCCGGAGCCAUACUUCUAUGCCUCAUCUUCAGCCUCAGCAACAUAGUUUAUUUCUCAUCUGCUCUGUAUCGGAUUCCCGAGCCGGAAUUACAUAAAAAGGAAACCUGAUUCACACCAUAAGCUUUUCGUACCAACUGUCAGCAUUAAGCUACAACAUCCUAACUACCAUAAGCAGUGGCGUGGUCCCAGUUUACAAUGGCCUAAAAUAUUUAUAAUGCUUGA
Molecule: messenger RNA, 1205 nt
Organism: Odocoileus virginianus texanus
Lineage: Eukaryota; Metazoa; Chordata; Mammalia; Artiodactyla; Cervidae
Source: RefSeq, a predicted model, not a curated record